This is a messenger RNA of Cygnus atratus (black swan), 3538 nucleotides long. RefSeq names its product G protein subunit alpha L (gene GNAL). The transcript has 12 exons. The record is from RefSeq and is a predicted model, not a curated record. Gene Ontology annotation, biological process: adenylate cyclase-modulating G protein-coupled receptor signaling pathway. Gene Ontology annotation, molecular function: G protein-coupled receptor binding; GTP binding; GTPase activity. NCBI's taxonomy places the organism in Eukaryota, Metazoa, Chordata, Aves, Anseriformes, Anatidae. Gene Ontology annotation, cellular component: heterotrimeric G-protein complex. Bases 612 to 1751 code for a protein of 379 amino acids.
GGCGGCGGGCGGGGGGCUCGGGGCUCCCCCGGCGGCGGGCGUUGUCCCCGUCCGGGUCCCCCCCAGGUGUCGGGGUCCGGCUGGCACCUCGCGUGCUCUGCCCGCCUUGCGCGCAGGGGUUGCAGCUUGCCCGUUUCCUGGUCUGGCAGAGAGAGGCAGUGCUGAGUUGGAGAGACAAAAAUAGCCCUUCGGAGAGAAAUAUAGGGAUUGUGUGCGCGGUGGGGAGGGAGCGAGGAGAGCGGCACCAGGCUGGUUUCCAGGAGGAGCCCUGCGCUGCCUCUCCGCCGUUGCAUGUUAGCCGUUCGCCGACGGAUCGCUGCCCCCCGCCCCCUCCCUGCUCGGGCACGGCCACCUCCGGCGGCUGCUCCCCGCAUCUCCUCCGGGGAGGGAAACAAACAAACUCUGUUUCGAUCAGAGGGCGACCAGAGACCAUUUUAUCAGAGCGAGGCGGGGGCAAGAAGCAAAGAGAAACCGCCGCAGGGAUAUCGGGAUUUUAGAGCCUGGUCUUCGACGCCUCCCUCCCCCCCCCCUCCCCUCCCUCCCUCCCCUUCCCCCUGUAAAUAACCCGCUGCGCAAAGCCAGCGCUUUGACAUCCCUCCCCGGCAGCGGCUAUGGGGUGUUUGGGCAACAGCAAAACGGAGGACCAGCGUAUCGAUGAGAAAGCGCAGCGAGAAGCCAACAAAAAAAUAGAGAAGCAGUUGCAGAAGGAGCGGCUGGCUUACAAAGCGACGCACCGCUUGCUCCUGCUGGGGGCUGGUGAGUCAGGGAAAAGCACUAUUGUGAAACAGAUGAGGAUCCUGCAUGUCAACGGAUUUAAUUCAGAAGAAAAGAAACAGAAAAUACUGGAUAUUCGGAAAAAUGUUAAAGAUGCGAUUGUGACUAUAGUUUCAGCUAUGAGCACUUUAAUACCACCAGUUCCAUUGGCCAACCCAGAAAACCAGUUUCGAAUGGACUACAUCAAGAGUAUAGCUCCUCUUUCUGACUUUGACUAUACACAGGAAUUCUUUGAACAUGCAAAAAAGCUCUGGGAUGAUGAAGGUGUGAAGGCAUGCUUCGAGAGGUCAAACGAAUAUCAACUGAUUGACUGUGCACAGUACUUUUUAGAAAGAAUUGACAGCGUCAGCAUGGAUGACUACACACCCACAGAUCAGGACCUAUUAAGAUGCAGAGUUUUGACAUCAGGGAUUUUUGAAACAAGAUUUCAAGUAGAUAAAGUAAAUUUCCACAUGUUUGAUGUAGGUGGCCAGAGAGACGAGAGAAGAAAAUGGAUUCAAUGCUUUAAUGAUGUCACGGCUAUAAUCUUCGUUGUGGCUUGCAGCAGCUACAACAUGGUAAUAAGGGAAGACAAUAACACAAACAGACUACGGGAAUCCCUGGACCUUUUCAAAAGUAUCUGGAAUAACAGGUGGUUACGGACCAUUUCUAUCAUUUUGUUCUUGAAUAAACAGGACAUGCUGGCUGAAAAAGUCUUGGCAGGGAAAUCAAAAAUUGAAGAUUACUUUCCUGAAUACGCGCAUUACACCGUACCUGAGGAUGCAACACCAGAUGCAGGAGAAGACCCCAAAGUCACAAGAGCCAAGUUCUUCAUCCGGGAUGAAUUUUUAAGGAUAAGUACAGCGAGUGGAGACGGCAGGCAUUAUUGCUACCCACACUUUACGUGUGCAGUGGACACAGAAAAUAUCCGCAGAGUGUUCAACGACUGUCGAGACAUCAUUCAAAGAAUGCACCUUCGCCAGUACGAACUCUUGUGAGGGGGAUCACCGUGGAACCUGUGGUUUUAAAUUCUUUGCUCCUUACUCUUUCUCUUGAUACUACCCCACACAGGGUGGAAGAAUAUACUAUAGAAAUGUCAGUCUCUUCACUUUGUUUACUUUAAUUAUUUAACCUUAAAGCUGAUUUGAAGCAAGUUUGGGUUGUUUUUCCUUCAUGCUUUUUGGGACUAUUUUUGUGCUUUAUUUUGACAUGCCACUUCUUCGUCAUUCCACUAAGCCCUUUGGCUACCUCUGUUCCCUUAGGUUUUGUUUUUUUAACUGAGCAUGACCUGCUAAAUUUUUUCCAGCAGGUUAACGUCAGUUCAAACUGGUAUGUUAGCUGGAUGACACUAAAAGUCAUACCUAUCCCUCUGUGUGGGUUUCCUUUUUAACAUGACAUUGAAGAGUACUUGAUGGGUGAAAAAAAGAUUAAUGCACUUUGUAUCAGGUUAUUAAAUACUGUUGAGGAAGUAGACACACAAUGUAGCAGCACCACAAUAUUUAUUACUCUGUCACAGUUUUUAGCAUUUCUGAGUUGCAGGUCAACUGAUAAAGUGACCUCCUCUUUUAAGCCGUUACUGGCACAGGAAGUAGAGUAGAUAAUGAGAGGAAUAGUGAAGACAAAGCAAUUUUUCUGGGGUCUUGGAGCUAAGUGUCUCUGCACACCUCAGGCAUUUGAAUUACAGCUACUUUUCAGCCUGUUGCAUCUAGGCAGAAAAUUUACCACCCUCACUUACGUUAUUUGUGCUGUCCACAAAUGAUCCUUUGAGUUCCGAUCAUUCUUGGACAACAGUCCUCUCCCUAUAUAUAUUUUUUUGUUUUACUGCUGGUUUAUUAUAUUGUACAGACUGUAAAAUGUAAUAUUAUUUUGUACAACUUUAUUGAAGAAAAAUACUUGUAGAAGAUCUUUGUGCCUUGAUUAUGGCUGUACCUGUAAAAUGAGCUAAGAUGUAAGUAUGUUUUUGAUUGCGCUGUACAGCUUGAUGUCAACCUUACCUGCAGCAGUGACUGGAGGUAAGAACUUUAUCUGUAGAGUUUAGGGGUUUUUUUCUGGUUUAUAUAAAAAAAAAUGCUCUUUAGUAUAAAAAUUAUAAAUUAUGCAAAUUAACCACUUACCUUUCCAAGUAAGGUAUUACAGUCACCGGAUGUUGCAGCAAACAUGCCUUUCUCUUUUGAAGUCUCAGCUUUAAAACAUUGGAAUUCAUUCGAGUGUCCAAAUUGCAACCUGGUGUUGUUUUAAUGGGAACCAAGGAUUUUAUUUUUUUUCCUUUAUAUUUAGAAGAUAUGUUUGGUAAUUCUUUGGUCAUUCAUAGAACUUCACAAUUGCACAGACCGAUUGUGAAUGUGUAAAGCACCAUUAUAUAGAGCUCUUCAAUCUUUGUACCAACAGCGGCUUUCAUUGUGCAAGUAAAUAGCGAGAAAGAAGAAAAAAGGUGUAUAAACCCUUGUGUCUGGCCUAAGAGAAUUACAAGAUGACAUUUUUAUUUCUCUUUUAAUAAAGAGACACAUUAGAAAAUUGUUUUAUUUUAAAUAUUGUAGAAUCAAAAUGUGUGAAUAUUUCUCAAACUUGAAUAAUUUAUGCAAAUGACAUUCUCAAAACAAGUUGUGGUACAGUACAAUAUAUAAAAAGCAAGAAUUGCUGUAGCAAUAAGGCAUGUCCUUUUUAGUAACUAUAACACUGCUUUAUAUUUUAUACAUAGGUGUUUUAUGUCUGUGACUAUAUACUUUUCCUGUGUCCAAGAUAACCUGUACAAAUGUCUAAAAUUACAGUUGCAAUAACAGAAACC